This is a messenger RNA of Saprolegnia diclina VS20, 708 nucleotides long. RefSeq lists its product as hypothetical. NCBI's taxonomy places the organism in Eukaryota, Oomycota, Saprolegniomycetes, Saprolegniales, Saprolegniaceae. The transcript has 2 exons. The record is from RefSeq and is a predicted model, not a curated record. The coding region runs from base 1 to 708 and encodes 235 amino acids.
AUGCCCCGGCUGCUGUCGCUGGGCCUCGUCGCUGUCUUUGUGCUCUGGCCGUCGAUUGUCCUCGGCUCAGAGCUUUCAGUCGCUCAAUAUGAUCAGUUUAUGACGCCAACACCAACCUGCUCCGUGUACUCGACGGCAAACACAACAUCGAAGGAGUCCGUCUUGAAGUACACGUGCCUGGGUGUGCCCGGUGGUGCUGUCCUCGCGCCUCUGGAGAGCUCCGAACCCAUGGUGCGAGCGGGUGCUAGCGACCAGUACAAGGUCUACUUGCUCCGUCGCGAUACGAGCUACCUUGCGUACGAGCAAGGCGCGACCUUUGCUUGCGAAAAUCCCGACUGCAAUCUUGACCUCGCCGGGACGCCAUAUGAAACACCGACGCGGGUUCUUGUCCCCGGCGACUACGUCGUCGUUGUUGUCUGUUUGAGUGGAUCUGGCUGCCGUUUUCAGCUCAAUUGGCAGCUCGGCAAGACUUCGACGGAUCCGUUCCAGUGCGCCCGCGCCAAAAGCUUUGCCUCGUGCGUGGAAAAUCGAGGGUGCUUUUUGCAUCGGCACCAGCGCCUCCAAUUGCAACGCCACGGGCUUAUGGAUCGGGCCGGCACCGGUGCCAACGACAAGUACGCCCCCGACUCCAACAAUGCCAUCGACACUGCCACCGACACCAACAACAGCCGAACUACCCGCAACGUCGAGCACGCCACUCGUUUCUAG